CAUUUAACACACAUUUUGGUCAUUGCAUUGAGCAUUCUGGCUUGUUGUUUUGCUUGCAUGAUUGCUCUUUCUUGUCUGUUUUCUUGCCCAACUUGUGUAUACUGUAGAUGCGACAGCACAUCUCAUUUAUGCAAGCACAUCAUACUGUCAGUGUGUUGAAGUGGUCGCCGGAUCCUGAGCAAGAUGUCGGUGAGCAGCGGAGAAGGGGGCCAGGCGAAGCCUCUGGACGCCCUUCCAAAGGUCUUCGUGGACUCGAUGAGAACGCUGUUUGAUAUCAUGGACGACAAGCGCACCGGCUUCGUGCACUACUCAGACAUUGAACAGCGAUGGAAAGAGGAGGAGGGCGCCAACGUGCCCAAAGGUGUGCUCGAGUGUCUACGCAAGGUGACGCCCGCCAGCGGGAUGCUCUCCUUUGAGCGUUUCGUUGCCGGUCUCAAGAUCUGUCUGCUGCGCAGUCGCGCCGAGGCGCUCAGCCAGCAGCAGCAGCAGCAGCAGCCGUCGCCGCCGUCCCAGCAGCAGUUGCCGCAGCAGUCCCAGCAGCGGCAGCCGCGGCCGCCGUCGGCGCCGGCCCUGGACCAGCUGUCGGGCGGCGCGGCGGCGGCGCCUCCCCCGCCUCCUCCCGCCGCCCGGCCACACUCGGUGAUCGGCCAGCAGCGCACUCUGAGCAUGCCGCAGCUGAGUGGAGCCGCCGGGGGCGACCAGCCGCCGCCCAAACCGCCGCGCGACCGCAGCCGGGACGUCGGCGGUCCGGCCCCGCCGCCGCCGCCGGCACCUUCAGCAGCCAACCUGAGCCGUACCCAGAUCCUGACGGCGCUGCAGCGCUGGCACCGGGAGCGCGUACAGCGGGGCCGCGGUGACGGACGGGAUGUGCUGCCGCCGGCUGACCCGCCCUCCAGCUCUGAGGCCGAGCACGAGGCACCGGCCGCGCCGACAGCCUCCAACCCGGCCCGAAAGACGGCCGGGCAGCGCAAACGGGAGCCGCGCCGACACACACUGCAGAACGGCGUCGAUUAUAACAUGCUGAAGCGUAUGAAGCAGAUGGAGCAGGAGCGCGACACGCUCACCCAGGGUCUGAAGAUGGUGGAGCGCGCGCGCGACUGGUACACCCGCCAGCUGGCGGCCGUCUCUGAGCGCGCCAAGUACCUCGGCCUGGGACGCGCCCACCAGCCCAGUGAGCACACCACAGACGCCAAUGAGGAGCGUCUCAGCUUCCAGACGGCGCGCAUUCACGAGGUGAACCAGCACCUGUCUGCUCUGAUCGACUCAUCCCACCGCGGCUUUCCGCUGCACAUGAACCUGGCACUGAGCCCGGGCCGACCCGCUGCUGCGGCGGCGGCGACGGUGGCAGCGGGCGGGGGAGCACCGGCUCCGUCCGCCACGUCACCGACCACGGAGCGCACCGUGCGCCGACUGCGCGCCCAGAACACCCAGCUGACGGAGGAGGUGGCCCAGAGGUCGGAGCGGAUCACCGCACUGGAGCGGGAGAAGGCCAGCCUGAUCCGCGAGCUGUUCAACGCCCGGUCUGAGCCGCGCCGGCCGCACCCGGAUGAGACCACUUUGAUCUGAUCGAACGGCGACGGUGACGCUUCCUCUGUUUGAACCAGGUGGGCUCUUCGGCUGCUCGCCUGUUUUGCCUUAAGAAUAGAACACCGAUUCGAGAGUAUGGGACGGUGGAUAGAGAGCAGACUAGCUUCGUCGGACCAUAUGCGACUCUGCACUGCUCGCUGCCCAGAUGAACUGUGCAGUCUUCCUUUUACAAGCGAUCCCAGUCUUCCCGUCGCAUUUUGACGCUUUUGAUGUCGCAUACUACCGCCUGCUUUAGAUAACGGCUGAGUUCCAACAGGGUAGAAACACCCAGCGUGAAGGUAAUUAUCAUUGCGGCAUUGAAUCUGAGAGGCAUUUUGUUUGUGGUUUUGUGUAUACGGCCAUGGAGGUUGGGUGUAUUUUCGCCAUGCUGUGAGUGGAUCUUCGUUAACAGAAUGGCUGGGUCUACUAACGAUAACGAUGCUAUUGUGUCUUUUAUACGUCAGCCACCACCAGCGUGUUAGUUUGUCGUCGCUGGAAUCGGGUUGGUGAGGCGUGCCGCGAAUCUCAUUACAAAUGCUGCAGCUGUGUCAAACUAAAAACGACGCGAAACGAUGUGAUUGAUAAGACGUUAGUGAGUAUAUCGUGUAGAAAGUGCCUUUUAUUGUAGAACAGUAGCAUUGGGACAUAAUUGUUCAUAGUAUUUCCGUGCGAUGUCGACAAUCAUAGUGCCACAGAUAGCGGAGGGCUGACCGCAGCUUCCCGCGAUCGCAUUCCAUCAGUCAUGUCUACAUUCCGUCCGGCAUUCCGCCACGUGCCGUAAACCCAUUCCGUCCACUCCGUGCAUGCCCUUUUGGGCUGAAUCGUAUGCUAUUUUUGACAAAUAUACGCAGUGCAAGGUUUUA
This is a messenger RNA of Amphibalanus amphitrite, 2429 nucleotides long. RefSeq names its product suppressor APC domain-containing protein 2-like. The record is from RefSeq and is a predicted model, not a curated record. The transcript has 6 exons. NCBI's taxonomy places the organism in Eukaryota, Metazoa, Arthropoda, Thecostraca, Balanomorpha, Balanidae. Bases 184 to 1566 code for a protein of 460 amino acids.